Molecule: messenger RNA, 753 nt
Organism: Cladophialophora yegresii CBS 114405
Lineage: Eukaryota; Fungi; Ascomycota; Eurotiomycetes; Chaetothyriales; Herpotrichiellaceae
Exons: 2
Coding region: 1-753 (250 amino acids)
Source: RefSeq, a predicted model, not a curated record
AUGAGCUUGGGCUCCUUCGAGAAGGGUAAUGAAGAUUACGUCGUCAGCGAAGCGACAAUCAAGUCAGAGGACGAAGACGCCGCGUUUUUUGGGAUCGAGAGUGAGAUCGAACCGAACACGAAGCGCAUCAGGCAGUCCCGUGUCUCGUCUUCGACUAAUCGAACUACUCGAACACCAGUGAUGGCUACAAAUAAGUACAGCGAGGCUCCUGUUACACCACAACUCACGGUAUCCAAGCAUCGCAGCAAGCUCGAUGAGAACUUGAAAGAAAUCCUAUCGAAGUACCCCAUUACAGCUAAAGCGAUGGUCAAGUCCGUCCUCCACGACCCUCAGAAGCCGCUACCAAGCAUUGAGUUUUCUCCACCACCCGCCCCGACUUUGGUGGCCAGCGAUAAGAAGCAGCAAAUCGACAUCGACAUCAAGAGCCUAAAGCCAGGAACUGUCCUCAACUUCCCUGCAAAGCGUCAGCCACAGAUCAUUUAUGUGUCUCAGAAGCAUACACUUGACCCUGAGCGGUUCUCCUCCCCAGUCACAGUCACUUCAUCGCUUUCGUCAUCUCACGAUUCUGCCGGACGCAUGCUCAAGCAGAACCUAGCGGAUCCUGCACGGCAGAUCGACCUCCGCCCCGAAGAUAGCGUCUCGAACAUCAGCGUCCGUAGCGUGGAAAACGUCUCAGCUACCCCACCUACAGUUACAGGUCUCGUCUCCAACACCGACCGCUUCUUCAAAGGUCUGCUGACUCCCCAAUCCUAG